CGUGCAUGCGCUGGCGCAACAGAUCCCCCCGCGCAUGCGCAGUGGAUUGUUUUGACUGAAAAUGCCGUCGGUUUCGAAAACGGCGGCCAAUGCGUCUCCUCAAACCGAGAAACCUACACACUAUACCUACUUGAAGGAGUUUAGGACGGAGCAGUGCCCGUUGUUCCUGCAGCACAAGUGCACGCAGCACAGACCGUUUACGUGUUUCCACUGGCACUUUCUCAACCAGAGGAGGCGGAGACCCAUUAGGAGGAGAGACGGAACUUUUAACUACAGCCCCGACGUCUACUGCACCAAGUACGACGAGACCACCGGCAUCUGUCCCGAUGGAGACGAUUGUCCUUAUUUACACCGCACCACGGGCGACACGGAGCGCAAAUACCACCUCCGCUAUUACAAGACGGGGACUUGCAUCCACGAGACGGACGCCCGGGGUCACUGCGUGAAGAACGGCCUCCACUGUGCAUUCGCUCACGGCCCGAUUGAUCUCCGGCCUCCCGUGUAUGAUAGCAGAGAGAUCCAAGCACAAGAGGCUCUCCAUAACGGACAGCUGGGCUCCGGUGAAGGUAUUCCUGACCUCCAGCCCGGCGUGUUAGCCAGCCAAGCCAUGAUCGAGAAAACCCUGACCGAAGACCCCAGGUGGCAAGACACAAACUUUGUUUUAGCUAACUAUAAGACCGAGCAGUGCACCAAGCCGCCCAGACUUUGCCGACAGGGCUACGCUUGUCCGCACUACCACAACAGCCGAGACCGCAGACGCAAUCCACGAAAGCACAAGUACAGGUCAACUCCGUGUCCCAACGUGAAGCACGGCGACGAAUGGGGCGAGCCCUCCAAGUGCGACAGUGGCGACACAUGCCAGUAUUGUCACUCGCGCACGGAGCAGCAGUUCCAUCCAGAGAUCUAUAAGUCCACAAAAUGCAACGACAUGCGGCAAACAGGCUACUGCCCCAGAGGGCCCUUUUGUGCGUUUGCGCACGUAGAAAGGAUACCGCCCAGCGAGGAAACCAUGAACUCGUUACUGACAGUGAUACAAUCCAGCUCGCAGCCCCUGGUCGGCUCUCAGCACUAUCCCGAGUGUCCGGUGGGCGAGUGGGCGAGUGGAUGCUCCAACAGCAGCAAUGGCCAAGUGACACAGAACACUGUUUUCUCUGCAGUGAACACUCUAGCCUCCAGCUUCACCUCCAGCAUCACGUCCAGCCUGGCCUCCAGCAUUGGCUCGGACAGUUCCUCCCCCACCACCUUGUCCACCAUGAACGCCAAGGCCACGCCCUUCUACCCAGGGAGCAACACCGUGGAGUCGGUCAUAGGAUCCGCUUUGGACCUCAACUUUUGCGAUAUUAACGUGGCAUCUCUCGAUAAGGAGCUAGAAGAACAAGACAACCACGUCGCACUGGAAAGUCAAAGGGUGCUCGGCGGCUCGGCCCCCGUCAACAUCCCCGGAUCGCUGGCACGCUCGUCCUCCUUCAAUUCCUCCUCAUCACUGUCCACCUCCCCGCUGAGCUCCCUGUCCCAGUCCCUGUCGCAGUCCUUGCUGUCCGGUGCGGUGACGCAGCUAAACCACGGCACCAGCAUGUUAGCCAAGCAAGAGCAUGGCCUGCUUGGAACACCCACGUCCUCUUCACAGAACUCCUUAGGCUUAAACGGCGCAAGCAACAUUUGGGACUUUGUGAGUGGCAGCUUCUCGCCGAGUCCCUCGCCGGUCUUCAGCAGCCUGACGUCGGCGAGCAGCAGCGGCGAUGUGGCGCGUCUGUUCCGGGAACUGGACGAGGCCAAGAGGAAGAUUAAGCAAUGGGAGGACGCCUGGCACCAGGUCAAACAGGCAUGCGAAGCCUGCCAGAAAGACACCCGCGAAGCGAAGGAACAAGCCAAGACGGCGGAGGCGGAGCGGCAUCUGGCCGAGCAGAAGCGGGAGGAGACGGAGCGCAAUCUGAAAGAGCUCAGGCGGGACUUUGACGGGCUUUGCCGCGGCCCAGGAACGCCGCUCCUCCGCAGCUACGGCGAGCUGGACCAGCUACCUUUGUCCAAGCUGCACUCGCUUAAGAACCAGCUGCGCAACGACCUCGACCUUAUAGACGGGGUAAUAUAUCAGCUUCAAUCAAAGAAAUGUGUAGUUUGCCAAAAGCAUGACCGAUGCAUUGUGCUGCAGCCUUGCCAACAUUAUGUUCUAUGUGAGAGCUGUGCACCCGGCAAAGCAGAAUGUCCGUACUGUCGAACAAAAAUACUCAAGUGGUGAUGUCCCGCCAACGCAAAGGUACUAUGUAAAGAUUUUAGCCUAUUUUUGAGUCGGGGGGGGGGGGUGUAACUAAUAGAUAUCAAUUUUUUGUAUAUUUCAUACAGGUGUUGCAUUAACGUGGAAUGAAAUGAUGUUUGACUUGUAUACAUAUAUAAAACAAACAGAACCAAGCGAGGGACAUUUCGAUGUUUAGUUUUUGCUCAUUUUAGCUGCAGAUGAUAAGAUGACAGAUUUCACUCGAAUGAUGAAAAUGACCCUUUAUAAGGUAAAGUAAUAUAUUUUAUUGUAUAUUCUACAGGAAGUUUUCAGACUGAUGUGGGGAUCUCCUUUAACAAAUGCACUUAGUGACAGACAUUUCAUAAAAAAAACACUACAUAGUCCCCGUUAAAUUAUUUUUUUAUUGACAAAAAGAACAUAUUUGGUUCGCUUUAAAUAACUUCACCUGAAAAUAGCAAAUAGUUCUAUCGAUACGUCCACAUCAAAGUGUAAAGGCCAUUUAUUUUAUUGCACACGACGACGUGAAGUUUCCUCACAAAAUAGCCUGGUGACGUUCCACCUAAAAUGGGCAAAAAAUAGGCAGCUGUUUGGUUAAAGAGGGACAAAAUCAAACACUUAUUUUUCAAGACAAUUACACAAGUGCUAUGCAGAUGUCAAAUAUGAGAGAGAGAAACAUUAUUUGACUCCCAAGUAUUGUUAAAAAAAAAAGUGUUCUAUUGUGAGGUAUAAGCGCUAAAUGCAGUGUUCCUCUUGAAGUAAAAAAUACACAAGUACUGUGGUACCUCGGUUUUCCUUAGCAAUCCAACGAAAACCAAAGCAAUGUAAGUCCAAUGCGCUCCAGAUACGAAAAAUAUGAACUUAAAACACUUUUUAUGAAAAUAUUCUCGUUUUAUAUUCUUAAACGGUGAAAGAAAAUCUAUAACACUUAAUAAAAUAUUAUAUAUAUGUGUGUGUGUGUGUGUGUGUGUGUGUGCGUGUGUAUGUGUAUAUAUAUGAUAACAUUAUACAAAUUAAAUAUAUAAGUAUAUAUAAUAAAAAAAACAUGUAUGUAUAAUUUUUAUAUAUUAUAUAUGUAUGUAUGUAGAUAAAUAUGUCUAUAUAUACGUAUGUAUGUAUAUAUAUAUAUAUACAUAUAAGUAUGUAUAUAUAUAUGUGUAUAUAUAUGUAUAUAUAUAUAUAUAUAUAUACACAGAAACAGUUUUGGCCUGAACAGUAUCGUAGAAAAAGUAGGGUGUAUGAAAACCGAGGUAACACUAUAUGUAUUUCUUACAUUAUUUAUGUUACCAGUCAAGCAUUAUUAUUUUUGACCAAUAUCCUGAAUAAUCUCUUAAUUAAAGCACUUUGUUGACACAGGACUAGUAAAGGGUUUGUAGAAAUUUUCUUUAAAGCUGCUUUGUGGAAAUUUUCUUUCAAGCUGCUUUGUUCUGUAUUUUUUUUUUGUUUGUUUUGUUUAGCCAUGCUCUUUAAUAAAUAUAUAUAUAUCUAUAUAUAGAUAUAUAUAUAUAUAUAUGUAUAUGUAUGUAUGUAUGUAUAAGCUAACACUUGUGUGUACUGUGAAACAUACAUGAAAUAUUUAAUUUUUCCCAUUGUUAAAUUAUAGCAUGGUUCCGCAUACUAAGAUUUAAUAAAGAGAGGGGCAGGGGGGAGUAUUUAAUAGUUUCUACUUUGAUAGUUAGAUUUACCAACAAUUACAAUCAAAUAAGUGCAAAUUUACAACAUGUGUGUUUUUGUUUCAUAUUAGGCAUAACCAGCAGCUGUAAUGAUAUCAAGGCACUCGCGCUACAAGUCAUUUUUGUAGGUAUGUUUAUGGUGUAGUUUUUAGAGAAGCAUGUAUUGUAAAUGCUAAGGUUUUUGUUGUGGUUUUGUAGUAGGAAAUUAGCCUGCUCUAGAACAUAUCGGCCUCUAGAUCUAAAAGUGCCUUACUUUAAGCUCAAUUUGUAGAGUUGACGAAGCAGGAUUAAAAAAAGUGUUUACCUGAU
Molecule: messenger RNA, 4212 nt
Organism: Nerophis ophidion (straightnose pipefish)
Lineage: Eukaryota; Metazoa; Chordata; Actinopteri; Syngnathiformes; Syngnathidae
Gene: unkl
Product: unk like zinc finger
Exons: 14
Coding region: 62-2236 (724 amino acids)
Molecular function (GO): metal ion binding
Source: RefSeq, a predicted model, not a curated record